Molecule: messenger RNA, 1845 nt
Organism: Rhizophagus irregularis DAOM 181602=DAOM 197198
Lineage: Eukaryota; Fungi; Glomeromycota; Glomeromycetes; Glomerales; Glomeraceae
Molecular function (GO): protein binding
Source: RefSeq, a predicted model, not a curated record
GCUACGGGCGCUUAAGAAACCACGUUUAAUUAAUAUUUUAAACGUGCAAAAAAAAACAAGGAAAGAAAAAAAAAAUGGUUUCAAAAUUUUAUUCGAGCCUUUCACAAGAUCUUUCAUUAGUAUUAGAUGAUUCAGAUGAUUAUAAUGUAGUUAUUGUGGUUGGAAAAAAUCAAGAUAUAAAGGAGUUUCGUGCGCACUCUCAUAUUCUUAGAUCUCGUUCACCUUAUUUUAAAAAUGCGUUUUCAAAGAAGGAAUAUCAAACUACUUUUGUAGCUUCAACAGACGGAUUGAGUAAUAAUAAUGUGAUGGAGUUCAAAAAACCAAAUAUUAAUCCUUCUGUUUUCAAAAUAAUUAUCAGGUAUAUGUAUACAGGUGAAGUGGAUUUAACAAAUACAUCAAGCAUAGAUAUUCUUGAACUUCUUGUUGCAACUAAUGAACUACUUCUUAAAGAAUUAUUUAAACAUGUUCAAGAUUAUUUAAUUGAAAAACAAGCAGAUUGGAUUAGGAAAAAUUUUGUUCUUGUCCUUCAUUCUGUAUUUGAUCUUAAAAGCUGUAAGAAACUAAAAGAUUAUUGUCUUGAAUCUAUUUGUGAAGAUCCACAACCAUUUUUUACUUCAAAAAACUUUCUCUCGUUAAAUAAAGAUAUCUUAUAUGGUUUGCUUGAACGGAACGAUUUACAGAUUGAAGAAAUUAUUGUUUGGAAUAGUCUAAUUAAAUGGGGUAUCAAACAAACCCCUGGUUUGAGAAUUAGGAAUAGCAAAUGGAAUAAUAGGAAUUUUGAGGCAUUAAAGAAAACUUUAAAUAAAUUUAUUCCUCUUGUUCGGUUUGUUGGAAUUUCUUCUACUGAUUAUUUUGAUAAAGUUCGACCUUAUAAAGCUAUUAUUCCUAAUCAUAUUUAUGAAGAAAUUGAAGAAUAUUAUUUUAAAGGCAACUUACCAAGAAUAACCACUUUACCUCCACGAAUAGGAAUAAUCCAGAAAAUUGAAUCAUGUAUCGUCAAGCCAAAGCUAUCCAGAAUAAUUAUUAAUUGGAUUGAAGGAAAAGAUCCAAAUUAUAAUCGCAAUAAGAAGGAUGCGGAUUAUAAAUUUGACCUUAUUUAUCGUAGAAGUCGUGAUGGAGAUAAUAUUAUUCGAAAUAGAUGUGCUGGAAGAGGAGCAAUUUUGAUUUUAACCAAAGUUAAAGGUUCUGAAAAAAUAUUUGGUGGGUAUAAUCCUAUCGGAUGGAAUGAUAACAGUAUAAAUUAUAAUGACGGUAUAAAUUAUGGUUUGGAUGAUAACGGUUUAAAUUAUAGGGGUAUAAAUUAUGAUUAUUAUAAAUAUGGUGGUUAUUCUCGUCAUAACCGUCAUAACCAUCAUAACCAAUAUAAUCAAUAUUUACCGUCUGCGGGAAGUUUCAUAUUUUCGUUUGAAAAUAAUGAAGAUAUUAAAAAUAUGAAGAUUAGUCGCGUGGUUAAUUCAUCAUGUGCCAUUUAUAAUUAUCUUGGGAAUGGAGUCAACUUUGGUGGAGGCGACCUAGCGUUAGAGAACGAUCGUCUCUCUUUAGGUUAUACCGGUUAUUAUGAAGGCUUAAAAAGGAAUAAUAAUGAAUUUUUAACGAAUAAUCACAAUAUAGGUCGAUUCGAAGAAGUUGAAGAAGUUGAAGAAGAUAAUUAUUAUGGGAAUCAUGAAGUUGAAGAAAUCGAAGCUUUUGAACUGAAAUUAAAUACGUAGAUAGUUAUAAUUUAUAAAUAUUAGUGUUAAAUUUAUAAUUAAAUCAGGAGAAUUUUGUAAUAAAUUGUCUAAAAAGUUGAAUGAUAAAUAUUGGAUUUUAUAAAUAAAUUACUUCAUUGCCAUUUUUUUUUUAACG